This is a messenger RNA of Aspergillus japonicus CBS 114.51, 2421 nucleotides long. Its product is annotated as UNC45-central domain-containing protein. The record is from RefSeq and is a predicted model, not a curated record. NCBI's taxonomy places the organism in Eukaryota, Fungi, Ascomycota, Eurotiomycetes, Eurotiales, Aspergillaceae. The transcript is spliced from 4 exons. Bases 1 to 2421 code for a protein of 806 amino acids.
AUGGUUCACUCAACGAGCGAAGAACGUGCCGUACAUUUGACUCGAGAGGCUGUUGAAUUGAUAGAUGCUGGUCACCGUGAGGCCGCUUCGCGGAACCUUCGAGAAGCCCUCAUCUUAGCGCCCGAACAUCCAGCUGUCAAGGAAGCUUUCCUGAAGAUCCAAGAGGAGGAGGAAAAUGGUCAUCACCUCCUAGAUCUCUGUCGCCGGUAUACUUCAGGGAAGGACGAACCCGCGGGUAAAGAUGCCGCCCUCUACUUGCGCACCGACGGCCUCAAACCGCCCGAGGAGGUCGCACUGGAAUGUGCCAAAUUUAUCUUGGCGCAACGCCCACAUGCCUUGUCCUCGCUGCAGGACGACAUUAUCUCCGGUUUGGUUCGCCAGAGCGCAAGCGUGCGCCAGCACUUCUCCAACCAACUUCAGAUCUCGGUCACCACCUUCUUCGACGAGAUUUACGAAAGGGGCGACGCAGCUGCUGUUUGCCUCGAUACCGUUGUCCUAGAUCCCUCCGUUUGGCCGUCGCAGGAUGCUCGUCUGCAUUGUGAGCGUGAGCUCUUUCAGCUAUUCAUCGCCAAGCUGAUGGAGUCUGGUCACGAUGAGGACGGUCGCUCGCUCAAAGGCAUUGCGCGGCUGCUGGCCGUUGAUGCGGCUCGGUUGCAGGAUUUGGUGGAUGAUGAGAGUCUGGAUGUGAUUUUGUCGUCCCUAGAUCUUCGCCUACCUCUUGAAUGGAGAAGCCAGGCUACUUUGGCAACAGUUAAGUACCUCGAGGUCUCGAAAGAAGUUGGCCAAAAUCGAUUCUCCAACCUGGUCUCUUCCAAGGUGAUCAAGGGCCGCAGUGAUGGGCUGAUUGAGGCCUUCUCUGCAACUGCUGCCGUCUUCCCUGUGAUUCCGGAGGCUGCCGCAGCUCUUUUUCUCUCGGAGAAUUUUCUGGCUGCAUUGGCUCCUCUAACCUCCAGAGAUGCGAAGAGCCGCAAGGUUGAAACAUCGUUCUUGGAACUUCUCAAUGCAGCCUGCGUCAACAAAGAUUGCCGUGAGGCGAUCUUCAAACAUCUGUCUACCUGGCUCUCUCAUCUCCUUACCAAUGGAAGUGACCAAAGCUCCGAGUUGGCAGCGGUUAUCCUGGCCAAGGUUCGGACUGCCGCGCAGGUCGCGCCCUCCGAAACCACUGGUAAACUCCAGGACGACGACACCCGGGUUAUCGAGCUGGUUGACCGGUUCAAAGACUCGAUGUCGAAGCGUAAGGGUGAGAGCAUGGCUAAUGUAAUUGAGGGUCUGGCCUAUGCCUCUGUCAAGCCCGCCGUGAAGGAGCAGCUUGCCAAGGAUCCAGUCUUUGUGCAGAACCUCCUUAGAGUGUUACACGAAAACUCUACUGUUCCGUCAGUCCUCUAUGGUGGCUUCAUGAUCAUCAUGAACCUCACCCAGUUUCUCCCCAACCUGACGGAGGAGCAAAAGAAAGUCUCACAGCUCAAGUCAUACGCUGAAGCAUCGCCCAAGGCCCGAAACGGCCCCGACCCCUUAGACGAAGAGCAACACGUCAUUGCUCGUUGCACCGCACUCGUCGAAGCAGGAAUUGUCCCCCUUCUGGUCGACUGUGUCAAGACCAGCCUGCCUUCUGUACAAAUCCUAAUGAGCAAGAUUCUCCUUUCUCUCUCGCGUGACCGCAAGUCUCGCGGUACUCUAGCACAACAGGGAGCUGUCAAGCUAUUGAUUGUCAGCAAUGCUUCGCAUGCGCUGGCGCGAAUCUUGAUCUCCGUCAACCCUGCGCUUGUUUUCCCAAGCUCUGGUUUCCCUCAGAUCACGUCUGCCAUUCGGCCUUUGACUGCACUGCUUUCCGUUCCGGAGACAACGAGUCUUUCCACCGAGCAACCACGGGACUUGCUCCCUGUCUUUGAGAGCUUGUUGGCUCUGACGAAUUUGGCCUCGCACCCUGAUGAGUCCGCUCCUGAAGCCAUUGUUCGCCAAGCCUGGCCUGUUAUCGAGGAACUCCUUCUUGCCAAUAGUCCCCUGGUACAGCGCGCUGCUUGUGUAGUGAAGUUUGCCGAUGGCUCGAAACGUGCUGCCCAGCGUCUGCACAUCCUAUUGGCCCUGACCGACACUGAUGACCUCGCCACUCAAAGUGCUGCGGGCGGAGCUCUCGCCAUGCUGACUGAGUUUGAUGCAGCGAUCGCAGGAGUUCUAGAACGGCCUCGUGGUGUUCAGUUGCUGCUUGGUCUUUGCCAGGAAGAAGACGACGGGCUUGUACAUCGCGGUGUUGCCUGUGUCAGGAAUAUGACCUGUCUUGCCACCGGUGAUGUUGCUCGUCGGGCCAAAGAUGCCAUCAAGCAGAACGGGGGCAUCGACAUCUUGACAAAUUUGCUAAAGAAGACCAAAAACCCCGCUGUCCUCCAAGUUGGUGUCGAAGCCCUCAAGCCUCUGGUGUCGUAG